Molecule: messenger RNA, 1245 nt
Organism: Brassica napus (rape)
Lineage: Eukaryota; Viridiplantae; Streptophyta; Magnoliopsida; Brassicales; Brassicaceae
Product: pentatricopeptide repeat-containing protein At3g60980, mitochondrial-like
Exons: 1
Coding region: 1-1245 (414 amino acids)
Cellular component (GO): chloroplast
Molecular function (GO): protein binding
Source: RefSeq, a predicted model, not a curated record
AUGUCAAGCAGCCGCCGCUACCUACUCCUCCAGAGGAGGAUGAUGUCGUCUUCACCAAAACUAUAUCCGGUUGGGAGGGAUCAUCCCCGGCCUGAGGACCGCAUCACCAUUCUCGGUGGUCCAUCAGCACUACUUGGUCGAGUCAAGUUCCUGAUCGAUGAUAUUGUAGACCUCGACGUUGCAGCCAAUCACGCCCGUCGAGCUGCUGCGUGGAAGAAGAGGAUGGCACCCCACCGAGCCAUCGAAACCUGCAAUGCGAUCAUAGGCGCCAUGUGCGACGCUGGGCGGUCAGGAGACGCCAUUGAUCUGUUCGAUUUCUUUUUCAACAAAUCAGAGAUGAAACCAAACAUCUCUUCCUGCAAUCUAAUCAUCAAAUCCCACUGCGAGCACGGCCGUCUCGACGACGCUCUCCGCCUCUACACUCACCUCUCCUCCUCGGAAAACACUACUCCUUCUCCCGACCACAAAACGUACGACCUCUUGACCAAAGCCCUGGUCGAUGCCGGAACGAUAAACCAAGCUCUGGAUCUCUUGUUGGAAGGAAGAAGGGUCCUGUUCAAUUUCCAAGAGCCAGGCAUGUACAUGAACCUCGUCCGUGGCUUCCUGGAACAAGGGAAUCUCGACAUGGCGUAUCAACUCCGGGACGACUUCACGACCUGUUCCAUACGCAACAAAAUCGCAGUCCUCGACUCCGUGUUUGUAGAGCAUUUGUUCAAGCAAGGCAAGGACGAGGAGGCUAUGGAGCUAUACAGAAGCUCAGUGAACAACAAGGAUGGCUUCACAGCAAAUGGUACUGUUGGUAAUCCCUAUCUCAAAUUAUUGCUCACGUACGGCCAAAAAAAACAAGCCUGGGCAUUGUUCCAGUAUAUGCUUGACAAUUACGUAUGCUGCUUUGGGUUUAACAAAGAUACUGUCAAUAUGAUGGUGAACGAGUGUUUCGAUGUGGGACGGUUCGGCGAUGCGGUCAACGUUUUCAACAAGGCAAAGGCAACGCUCCAGUACGGGCUUCCUGUUGAAGCAUACAGGAACAUUAUUACAAGGUUGUGUCAAAACGGAAGGUUGUCCGAUGCUGAGACUAUGUUUAAUGGAUUAGUGAAAGAACAAGGAUACCAUAAACCAGAUGUUGAAACCUAUAAAGCAUUGAUUCGUGCAUAUGUUGAGUCUUCAAGGGUUGAGGAUGCGGUUCAAACCUCAAACAAGAUGAUGGCUUCUAAACUCCACAGGGCCACUCAGUUGUUUUUCUAG